UCCGGGCGCCCGGCCAGGCUCGCGGCACCCCGGCACCCGCAGAGACGCCCCCGGCCCCCGGCGCGAUGCAGGCCAUCAAGUGUGUGGUGGUGGGCGAUGGAGCCGUGGGCAAGACCUGCCUUCUCAUCAGCUACACCACCAACGCCUUCCCGGGAGAGUACAUCCCCACCGUGUUUGACAACUACUCGGCCAACGUGAUGGUGGACAGCAAGCCAGUGAACCUGGGCCUGUGGGACACGGCCGGGCAGGAGGACUACGACCGGCUGCGGCCGCUCUCCUACCCGCAGACGGACGUCUUCCUCAUCUGCUUCUCCCUGGUCAGCCCCGCCUCCUAUGAGAACGUCCGGGCCAAGUGGUUCCCCGAGGUGCGGCACCACUGCCCCAGCACCCCCAUCAUCCUGGUGGGCACCAAGCUGGACCUCCGCGACGACAAGGACACCAUCGAGAAGCUGAAGGAGAAGAAGCUGAGCCCCAUCACUUACCCGCAGGGCCUGGCGCUGGCCAAGGAGAUCGACUCCGUGAAGUACCUGGAGUGCUCCGCGCUCACCCAGCGGGGCCUGAAGACCGUCUUCGACGAGGCCAUCCGGGCCGUGCUGUGCCCGCAGCCCGCGCGGCAGCAGAAGCGCGCCUGCAGCCUCCUGUAGCGGGGGCAGCCGCCCUCCCAGCCUCACCGUUGCGGCUGUCCGGCGGCCCCCGCCCCUCCCCAAAGCCUGAUGCUGGAGUUUGGCCGACGAUGCCCGGACCGGAAGGGCGUGAAUUUGUAGGCGCUGCAUCCUGACCCCUUGCGCUCUCGCCUCGCCAGGGCCCAGCGGGGACCUCCGGGGCCCCACCUGGCCACCCCCGAGUUACUGCGGCCAGUGCCAGCUGCCCCAUCUACCUGCACCCAACGCCUGAAUCCCUGCUGGAUGGAUGGAGACUUGUUCACAGCUGGACCUACACACACACACACACACACACACGUACACACACACACACACACACACACUCUUCUGGCCUUCUCAGCCGAGUGUCUCCAACGCCUGCUCUCCAGCCCCCUCUAGCGGCCAGAGAAAACACCCCCCAGUCUCAGGGAGCAACGGCCCAGGGGUUCCCAGGCUUGGGUCCCGCUAACUCCUACCCUCCCCUAAGUCCGCGCGACUCCCACCCAGGGCCCCGAACGCGAGGAUCUGUGAGCGUCUCCCAACUCUCAGAGCCUCCCAGUCACGACUUGAGCUGCUGCAAAUGGAAAACUCUGCUUCAGCAGAAAAUAAACGUGUCCUGUCGAGUGUGGAAGUAGUGUGCCUUCAGGUGC
Sorex araneus (European shrew) is the source of this 1291-nucleotide messenger RNA. It is a transcript of the gene RAC2, whose product is annotated as Rac family small GTPase 2. The transcript has 7 exons. Gene Ontology annotation, biological process: small GTPase-mediated signal transduction. Lineage: Eukaryota; Metazoa; Chordata; Mammalia; Eulipotyphla; Soricidae. The record is from RefSeq and is a predicted model, not a curated record. Gene Ontology annotation, molecular function: GTPase activity; GTP binding. Bases 66 to 644 code for a protein of 192 amino acids.